This is a messenger RNA of Dromaius novaehollandiae (emu), 2413 nucleotides long. RefSeq names its product diacylglycerol O-acyltransferase 2-like. Lineage: Eukaryota; Metazoa; Chordata; Aves; Casuariiformes; Dromaiidae. Bases 818 to 1903 code for a protein of 361 amino acids. The transcript is spliced from 9 exons. Gene Ontology annotation, cellular component: endoplasmic reticulum membrane. The record is from RefSeq and is a predicted model, not a curated record.
GUAUUGGCGGCCUUUCCACAGUCUCAUCCCUUCAUUCUUCCCUAAGUGGCAGACAAAAGUGUUUUGGAUUUUUGUGUGUUAAGUAGAUCAGGUAUUUCAAGGGCUGUGUUGUGAAGUGUUGAUAAUACACAUAGUACAAAUGCCAUAAUAGAAACGUUUAUCCUUCCACUUAGUUUAAUAGGGAGAUUUUGUGGCUACAACAUAGUAUACUAUACAUAAUAUCAAUUCUGUGUGCAUGCUCAACCAACCUAGUGUCCUAGGGCUAACGCUGGGAGAAAUUGUGCAAUGUUCAAAAGAGGAGUAGUGCACUGACUGCCGGUGUGCUUUGAAAUCUACUUACAGAAUAGCCCUGUAGUGGCGAAAACCUUGACUGGAUUCCUCUAAAGGUGGCUUAAAUAGCUGUUGGUAAUAAUCCUGAACUGACAGAGAAGAGAGGUCAUGACUGUUCUGCCAUACCUAGCACUGACCUGGAUCACGGAAGUAGCAUUGCUGGGGGGGAUGGCAGCACCUGCUCAGUGACCUCCGGUAGCGAUGAAGAGUUGUGGUAAUUGUGCACUUUGGAGGAAGAGCACACCACCCUUUAUGAAAGCAGCUCCUCGACGCUCAGCACAACCUCCUUCUCCCCCUGAGGAGCACCAGCUUCGCUCCUCACGCUGCAGGCUGAGGCCGGAGCCCAUCCACUCCCCUCCGCAGUGGACAGUUUAUCCUGGAUCAGCUGGUGCAGUUAAAGUAGCUGGAUACACAAUCUCAGUCCGGUAUUUCCAAACUUGCCUUUUAACCUGCAGAACCAGAGUCUGGAGCAGAACUUCUUGCCACCAUGAAAACAAUUAUUGCAGCCUAUUCCCAAAAUCGUAGUGGGAGUCGUGCCAGCGUCCAGGCCGCCCUCCGCACCCUGCUCACGGCACCGUGGCCCUCGCAGCGGGACAUCCGCGCGUGGCUGCAGCUCCUCGCCGUCCUCCAGUGGGUCCUCAGCUUCCUUCUCCUGGGGGUGGUCAGUCUGCUUCUGCUCAUCUACCUGGUGUUCACCAGCUUCUGGCCCAUUUCCGCCCUGUAUCUGGCCUGGAUCAUCUUUGACUGGGACACGCCGGAGAAAGGCGGGCGGAGGCUGACGUGCUUGCGGAAAUGGCCCGUGUGGAAGCACUUUCGGGACUAUUUCCCGGUCCAGCUGGUGAAGACCCACGACCUGUCGCCAAGCCACAACUACAUCAUCGGCUCGCACCCCCACGGCAUCCUCUGCGUCGGGGCCUUCUGCAACUUCAUCACGGGGUCGACGGGCUUCUCGGAGAUGUUCCCCGGCAUCAGACCCUUCCUGACCACCCUGGCCGGCAACUUCCGCCUGCCCGUCUUCAGGGAGUACCUGAUGAGCGGGGGCCUGUGCCCCGUGACGCGCCAGGCCAUAGGGUACCUCCUGUCCAAGAACGGCACCGGGAACGCCGUGGCCAUCGUCAUCGGCGGCGCGGCCGAGUCGCUCUCCUGCCAGCCGGGAGUCACCACCUUAAUCCUGAAGAACCGCAAGGGCUUCGUGCGCAUGGCCCUGGAGCACGGCGCGUACCUGGUGCCCUCCUUCUCCUUCGGCGAGAACGACCUCUUCCGGCAGGUGGUUUUCAAGGAGGGCGGCUGGAUGAGGAGCGUCCAGCAGCGCUUCCAGAAGAUGAUGGGCUUCGCCCCCGUCGUCUUCUACGGCCGGGGCAUCACCUCCAUCCAGUCCCGGGGCUUUCUGCCCUACCCCAGGCCCAUCACGACUGUCGUGGGGGAGCCCGUGACGGUGCCCAAGAUCGAGGACCCGAGCCGCGAGACGGUGGACCUCUACCACGAGAUGUACGUCCGCUCCCUGCUCAAGCUCUUCAACGAGAACAAGACCAAGUACGGGCUGUCGGAGACGGACGAGCUGCGGAUCGCCUGAGCGAGGCCGGGCGGAGGCCGCGGGCCGAGGUGGGCGGCCAAGUCCUGACUCGCAAGGGCGGCCGGCUCUUGCGGGUGGGGAUUUCAGCCCGCCCCUCAGGCGGGCACGGAAGGACGGGCCCCGCGCUCGCGGGCACCCCCCGGCCCCGGAGACCCUUCCCGUGCGCCGGGCACCACCGCUGCCCCUUGCCUCCUUACCUUGCCAUCUCCGCUCCAGCCCGCGCUCCUCCACGGCAGCUUAAGAAAGGAAGACGACGGAAAAAGGCAGAGCGAGGAAAGGAGAAUGGAGGGGUUGCAUGGGAGGAAAGGAGAAACCAGGGGAAGGGAGGGGAAAACUGGCAGAGGGCCCCCGGGGUAUCGCCGGGGCGAGCAGCCGCCUCCCCGCUGCUCCGUGGUCUGGCAGCGGUUCCCGCGGGACGGGGGCUCGUGGGGCUGCAGCGCGGGAGGCAGCGAUGUCCCCCCGGGCCGCGCUGGUGGCACGUCAGGCCGCGGCAGCACCGUGGGGCAAGGG